Molecule: messenger RNA, 3419 nt
Organism: Arvicola amphibius (Eurasian water vole)
Lineage: Eukaryota; Metazoa; Chordata; Mammalia; Rodentia; Cricetidae
Gene: Lman2l
Product: lectin, mannose binding 2 like
Exons: 8
Coding region: 14-1057 (347 amino acids)
Biological process (GO): endoplasmic reticulum organization; endoplasmic reticulum to Golgi vesicle-mediated transport; Golgi organization
Cellular component (GO): endoplasmic reticulum-Golgi intermediate compartment; Golgi membrane; COPII-coated ER to Golgi transport vesicle
Molecular function (GO): D-mannose binding
Source: RefSeq, a predicted model, not a curated record
GGCGGUGGGAAAGAUGGCGGCGGCUGUGAGACCCUCCUGGUGGCAGCGGUGGCGGCUGCGCGCGUGGGCUCGGGACGGGGCCAGGCUAUUGCUCCUUCUCCUUUUGUUGGGGUCUGUGCAGGGGCCGCGGCACGUCAGGGCGGGCCAAGCGGUGGAGUACUUGAAACGGGAGCACUCGCUGUCGAAGCCCUACCAGGGUGUGGGAACAAGCAGUUCUUCGCUGUGGAACCUGAUGGGCAAUGCCAUGGUGAUGACCCAGUAUAUCCGCCUCACUCCAGAUAUGCAAAGUAAACAGGGUGCCUUGUGGAAUCGGGUGCCAUGUUUCCUGAAAGACUGGGAACUGCAGGUGCACUUCAAGAUCCACGGACAAGGGAAGAAGAACCUGCACGGAGAUGGCUUGGCAAUCUGGUACACAAAGGAUCGAAUGCAGCCAGGGCCUGUGUUUGGAAACAUGGACAAAUUUGUGGGGCUGGGAGUGUUUGUAGACACCUAUCCCAAUGAGGAGAAGCAGCAAGAGCGGGUAUUCCCCUACAUCUCCGCCAUGGUGAACAACGGCUCCCUCAGCUAUGAUCAUGAGCGGGAUGGGCGGCCCACAGAGCUUGGGGGCUGCACAGCCAUUGUCCGCAAUCUCCGCUAUGACACCUUCCUCGUGAUUCGCUAUGUCAAGAGGCACCUGACGAUAAUGAUGGAUAUUGAUGGCAAACAUGAGUGGAGGGACUGCAUUGAGAUGCCUGGGGUCCGGCUCCCCCGGGGCUAUUACUUUGGCACUUCCUCCAUCACCGGGGAUCUCUCUGAUAAUCAUGAUGUCAUUUCCCUCAAGCUGUUUGAGCUGACUGGGGUGAGGACCCCAGAGGAAGAAAAACUACAUCGAGAUGUAUUCCUGCCCUCAGUGGACAAUCUGAAGCUGCCUGAGAUGACGGUACCACCAGCACCCCUGAGUGGCCUGGCCCUCUUUCUUAUCGUCUUUUUCUCGCUGGUGUUUUCUGUGUUUGCCAUUGUCAUUGGUAUCAUACUCUACAACAAAUGGCAGGACCAGAGUCGAAAACGCUUCUACUGAGCCUGCUGCCAUCAGCCCCUCUAUGAUGUUCACACAUGAGGUGUGGGUCUGAGCAUACAGCCUGGCAAGUCUGCUUGAGUUGCCAGUUGUUCAGGGACUGUGUUCCAUCACUGGGGCUUUGAAUGCAUGGACCUUGCAUUCUCAUGGUCAUCCACGGGAACAUCUCACUGGCCCCAGAUGCCACCCACAGGGCCGAGCAGCUGUGACGUGCCUUCCCUGCAGUCCUUAAACUUAGGAGUGAAGAGACAUGGAAAAAAUAUAUAUUGUGAUGCCUAAAUUACAAAAUCAGAUAGCUACCCUCGAUAGAUGGAUGCAGCAGGCCGUCUACUUCUCUUAAAUUUCCAAAUAGAAAACCAGAACUCAUACAACCUGGAAACCCACUUACUAGUUUUUGCUUCUGCCCAUGGCUCUUUCUACUUGAGCUUCUUGGCAAUCGGGAUGGAGACAUCUGCCACACUUGCACCUGCCUCUGUCUCCCUUCACUCAUCCUCCGUGUGUGCAUCCUGAGCUGGGAAAGAAGUUUGCUGCUCCCAUUAGGUGGCCCUAGGACUUUCUGUAUUAGCUCAUUGCUUCAGCCUCUGGUCUGCGCUGGUCUUCAGCCUUCCUGUCUGUCCCUGAAUCUUCAGCUUUCCUAAUUGGACCUCUCCAGGCCUUUGGAUCCUUUGGCUAAAAGUUGUUACAAAUGAAGUGAAGCUUAGACACUGUCACAGUCACAGAUGCACAGAUGCCGUGAGAUUAGCUGUGACAUCAUCCAGGCCCAGGUCUGCCACAGAAAGCUGCAUUCGUCUCCUCUGACCACGAGGAGGUGUUUCUGGACCCACUGGAGCCUGCUUAGCUGCAUGUUUUGUUUCUCAUGAUUCUUAGGAUCCUGCUUGCAGGAUUUGAAGUGGAAAGCAGCUUCUUAUUCCCUGGACUUAGACAUGACCUCAAGAGGAGAUUUGGCUUCUUAAUGAGGAACAACAGUUGCUGAUUUCAUGUAACAAAUCUCUGAGAGCAAAAGACCUUCGUUCUCUGUCUGGCAAAGUCCUGAUCAUUGAGCAGCACAGCUUUAGUGUGGUCCUAUGUGUGUGUCACCCCUAUUACACUGCCUUAUUCUACAAAUGUCACAUGCUGCUCAUCUAUCUGCCCUGUGAUUAAAUUGUUUACAGGCUAGUCUCCCUGGAGGGCCUGAAACUGAGUUUUCUGGGUCUUUGAAGCCCAAGGAAAAUUCUUAAAGUGACUGAUGGAACCAAUCAUGAGUCCUGGCUCAGUGGCCUUCUUCUGGGGUAGGCUUAAUGGGGAGGUGCCAGCCUGUUUUCUGAGCCUCAGGUAUGUCAGCUCUUACCCUGUCCCUCCCUCCUGGGUGACUGGGAAAGCUCUCAUGCUCAUCCCUAGACUAGGAGGAGGGGUCACCCUGGCUGCAGAUGGGUGUUAUUUCUCUUUUCAGGCCUCUGUCUUUCCUGUGUGUUUAAGCAGGAUCCUAUGUUGCCCUUCUGCAAGAGAGGUGAAGUGCAGAGAGCCCCCUCCUAACAAUUUCCCACAGUAGCAGAAUAGCUUCAGGGGAGCUAGGGGAUGAACUGGGAUAUAGAGGUUGGCCUUAGUACCAGGAGAAUGUCAAGAAAUGUUAGUUUUGUCCAUUUUGAGUCCAAAGGGAAGGCAGAGAGGUGGGUGUGGUUGUGGACCUAAGUGGGCUUUUGAGAAGACUACCAGAGCAGUGGGAUUGAAGGAUUUUAUCACAGAGGAGUGAGAGACAGCGUGGGUUGGGUUUGUGUGAUUCCUGCUCAUGAGCACCUGGAUGCUUUGAAAGAAGGCCAGAGGACUGAUCUGUGGUCCCCACAUAGCCUGGGAACUAGUCUUUUCCCAUUUGAGAAAUGUAUAAGAAAACUACCUGUGCCGGGCAAUGGUGGUGCGCGCCUUUAAUCCUAGCACCCAGAAGGCAAAGGCAAGUGGAUCUCUGAGUUCAAGGCCAGCCUGGUCUACACAGCAAGUUCUAGGACAGCCGUGAGUACACAGAGAAACCCUGUUUCGGUAAACAAAAACAAACGAAGGGAGGGAGGGAGAGAAACCACCUGCUCAGCAUCAUACAUCCUGCCCCAGCUCUUGCUUAUUGUUGCAGAAACAAAUGAUUUCUGUGGUGAGUAAGGCUAUUUUUCUGGGCAUUGUAACCCCAGAGUGUGUGCUGGAUGAAGUAGUGCCUGGUCCCUGGUGUGGCUCUUGUGCACUCGUACUUGGGUAUAAGCCAUGGCCUCAGCAUAUGACUCAACAGUUAACCCUUCCCUUAUCUUCUCUGUCAAAGCCUCCACACUGAAGAAAUCCUGGACUAGAUGGGGUGACUAAAUGUGGCAUCGUUCCCCAAGUCUCAAAUAAAGAGCUGGCAUUUUCA